Molecule: messenger RNA, 420 nt
Organism: Lotus japonicus
Lineage: Eukaryota; Viridiplantae; Streptophyta; Magnoliopsida; Fabales; Fabaceae
Product: 4-hydroxybenzoate polyprenyltransferase, mitochondrial-like
Exons: 3
Coding region: 1-420 (139 amino acids)
Biological process (GO): ubiquinone biosynthetic process
Cellular component (GO): mitochondrial inner membrane
Molecular function (GO): transferase activity, transferring alkyl or aryl (other than methyl) groups
Source: RefSeq, a predicted model, not a curated record
AUGAGGACUUUUACUCACUUGAAUCUGUUUCCAGCUGGCUUGGGCUGUAGGGUUGGGCCGGUGGCUUUCACCAAGUCUCCUGACUUGGUCCCCUCUGGUUCUUGUGCUGCUGUUGCUCCGCUGCAGCCUCAAGCCUAUCUAGGGUUGACCUUUAAUUGGGGGGCUUUGUUAGGAUGGGCAGCAAUUAAAGGAAGUCUGGAUCCAUCUAUUGUGCUGCCACUUUAUGCCUUUGGAGUUUUUUGGACUCUUGUGUAUGAUACUAUCUAUGCACAUCAGGAUAAAGAAGAUGACCUGAAAGUGGGAGUUAAAUCAACAGCUUUACGCUUUGGUGAUUUGACAAAGCAAUGGAUUACUGGUUUUGGGUUUGCAUGCCUUGGUAAUCUUGCUCUCAGUGGAUUUAAUGCUGAACUAGGUAUCUGA